Diplodia corticola is the source of this 1914-nucleotide messenger RNA. RefSeq lists its product as uncharacterized. The record is from RefSeq and is a predicted model, not a curated record. The coding region runs from base 1 to 1914 and encodes 637 amino acids. NCBI's taxonomy places the organism in Eukaryota, Fungi, Ascomycota, Dothideomycetes, Botryosphaeriales, Botryosphaeriaceae. The transcript is spliced from 3 exons.
AUGGAGGCUCUCGCCGCAACCGACGUGAAAGAGCUGCACCAGGCCCUCCGCACUGUCGAAUGCGAGCUGGAUCUCGAGCGUAGCCAGCGCAUCGUCGAAUCCGUCAACAAGGACGAAGAAAUCCGCAAGCUGCGCUUCCAGGUUCUGGUGCUCGAGGAUGAGAAUGACGAGCUGCAAGACCAGCUGCAGGAGGAGGAGCAACGCUCCGACAAGCUGGAGACCACCCUCGACGACGCCCUCGCCCGGCUGCGCGAGAGGGAGGCCGACAUGCAGCGCGUCUCCAAUGAACUGCGCAUGAAGACGCGUGAGGCCGAAAACAUGAAGGCCGAACUCGCCUCCCUGGAAACCGUUCAUACCGACUCCAACAAGGUCCUGACCGAGAAGCUUGCCCUCGCCCGCGAACUUUCCACCUUGAAGCCCGAGCUGGAGCACCUCAGGUCGCAGGUCGCUUCGCAAGAAGGUCUCAUCUCGGAGAAGCUGUCUUUGCAGCGCCAGCUGAAUACGGCCGAAGUCGAGCUCGAAAACGAGAAGCGUGCCGCCCAGCGCGCCCUUGCCCGCUCCGAGAAGCAGAGCGAACGUGACGCCGAGCACCAGAGCCAGAUCAACGAGCUCGAGAAGCAGCUGGCCAAGGAGAGACGCGACCGUGAAAAGGCCGAGAGGGACGCCCAGAAGAUGCAGCGCGAUCUGGACUCCGAGAAGAAGGCUGCAGAGCGCACCCAUGACAAGGAACAGAGAAAAGCGGAGCAGGAUGCCAAAAGCAGCGCAAAGGUCGACGAGCUCAAGAAGGAACUGGCUCGAGGGAAACGUGAGAUGGAGGAGCUUCAGAAAGAAAUGGCCAAGGAGAAGCGCGAGCGUGAGAAAGCCGAGAAGGCCAUUAGCAAAACCCAGAUGGACAACGAAGCCCAGGUAUCUCUUGCCACCGAGCGUGCCGAAGCGUACAAGAACAAACUCAAGACCACCAAGAACAAACUCAAGGAGGCCCAGGCCGAGUUGCAGAGGGCUCAAGAAGCCGCCACCGCAAGACCUUCUGUCGAGGAAAUCCCCAAGCUUUCAAAGAACCCGCGCAAGCGCGUUGCACAGAUGGAUUUCGAUGCCACAACGCUGGGCACCCCUGGCGAUGGGGCGGCUGCAAAGAGAUCCCGCACUGCCGCUCCCGGCGACAAAUCCACCUUUUCCAUCACACCCUUCCUCAACCGUACAGCAAGCGUCGCCCCCGACAGCCCAAUUCAGGAGGAAGAGUCCGAGCACGAGGGCGACAAGACCGAGGAGGUCGUUGCUGCUCAAUCUACACCCACCACAAGAUCAAAGAAGGGCAAGAAGGCGGCCGCUCCCAAGCCCAAGCCCCUCGCACCCGCCUCCACAAACAAGUCGAACAACAAGACAUCAAAACGCCAGAAGGCCACUGUGCCUUCAUUGGAGCAGGUUGCCGAGGAGGUCAGCGACGAGGACGAGGAAGAACGGGAGAACACGCCGCCCCAACCUCAGCCUGCCAAGCAGAAGGAGAAUGAGAAGCCUGCAGGCUCCAAGGCCAAGAUCGCCACAGCUGGCACGACGACACUGAAGCCCAAGGUCAAGCCGGCUGCGAAUCAACCUCGUAAGUCGCUCGCCUCGUUCCCCGGCUUCAACGACGACGACGACGACGAACCGGCCAAGAAGAGGAAGCGCAAGCUCGGCGGCGGCGAUAAAAGCGUACUCGGCAAGCCCACGCUCUUCGACAUGGACGACGAGGAUGCUCGUCCUGCCAAGCCCAUUCCUGGCCGUGGCGUUUUUGCGGCGAGGGCUCUGAACAAGACCAUGGGUCUCAAGGGCAAGGGCGCGGUAACAGGAGGCACGCUGACGACUGCGGAUGGCUUUACGUUUAGUCCGCUGAAGAAAGAGAAGAGGGCCAUGAGGGAGGCAUCGUACAUGGCAUGA